CUUCUGCCUUUAAGGUUUGUAACACUGAGUCUCUUUUCCCAGAGAUGUCCCCGCUUGGGGGUGGGCAUCACAAACAGCUGGGCUCAGGGAAGGGCCUCCUUGUUAGUCCUCUCAGGCCUCUGCCUCUCAGAGGUGUGUCUCCACCUCUCCCUGUCUCCACCUCCGUCUAUUUCACUCUCCAUUUCCCCCCCCCCCCCCCAGCACUCUCUGGCUUGCCCCGGGCUCCGAGCCUCUCUCUGUCUCUCUCUGUCUCUCACGUUUCCCUGUCUUUAAAUCUUAAACUCUCGUGGGUAUCAGACUGCUUCUCAGCCUCCAAGUGCCUCAGUCUCUCUGUGUCAACAUCCUUGUCUCUUGGGCUCGUCUCUCCCUGACUCUCAGCGGCUCCCCUGCCUGACUUUAUCUCCAUCGUGUGGGUCUGCCCUGCGUAACUUUACUUUCUUACUCUUUCUGCCUCGAUCUCUCUCUGAACCACACCUGGGAAGGCCUCUCCCUCUGUUCGUUCCCAGCGCCCUCCUCCCUCUCAUCCUCCUGCCAUAGAAACACCUCCAGGUGAACUAGAGUAGAAAGAACAGGGGAGAGGGGCGGGAACUGGAGAAGGUGGAGUGGAGGGAGGGGAGAGGGAAGCGGAAAGAGGGGGUGUGAUGCAGGGCUCCGGGGGGGCAGCGGGUGUGCUGGGACCCAGAAAGAGCCAAAAGUGCCCAGCGGAGAUGGCUGGAGCGAAAGGGAGACUUGGGGGGCCAGGGAGCUGGAAGUAGGGGAUCCAGAAAGGAGGCCUUGAAGCCAUGCAGCAUGACACAGACAAAGCAAGGUGGCCGUCCCAGGCGGCGGUGACCACGCAGCCUGCAGGCGGGAGAGGCGCUGAGCCCUCCUGUGUUCCGUGAGGGGGUGAAAAUAACUUGGUGAUUGAGUUCUUUCUCCUGGCGGCUCCGGCUCCGUGCCAAGUGUUUUUAUCAGGGUCAUCUUGUUUCAUCCUCACCACAACCCUGAGAGGAGGAUGCUGUUCUGAUCCCUCCUUCACAGAUGGGGAAACUGACGCUCAGAAAGUAACUUGUCCAAGGUCACCAGGCUGGUAAGUGGCCGAGCUGUGGUUCAGACCAGCUGGUCUACUCACAGCUGGGCUCCCAAGCUCUCUGCACACUGACCCCAAGAGAGGAGCCCAUGUUCCCACAGACCCCAGUUCUCACUCACGGGGGCUGGGAGGCACCCGGGCUGCCGUGGGGGACCAGGGACCGAUGCCAGGGUCCCAGUACCCAGCAGCCCAGCGGGGAGGAUGACUGGCCUCUUGGGGUUUGGGGGUUGGUUGCCCACUCUGAGCAUGAGCCAGUGAUGAAGUGGUCCCUCACCGGGCACAGGUGGGGCCUGAAGCUGCCCCUGCUAGGGCAGCAGGGCUGGGUAGCACAUGGAGAUGGACACCGGUGUCCCAAAACCUGGGCCAAAGAGGAUAAAUCUUCCCCCAACAAGUGUGUGGGGGGGAAGGGGGUAAUCAAACCAAUGUGCUCUAGGAAGAAGGUUGCCAACCACCGAGUGGGGCGCUCUGAACAGCUGUACACAACGCUACAGGGCUGAGGGGCAGGCGGAGGCUGAAAUCCAGCUUGUUCUUCAGUUACCAGGUGAACAGCAAGUUGGCACGAUGGUGGUGGGGCUGGGAACCUGGAGCCUGGCCAGAGCUGCUCUGAUCAUCCUACUGCUCCCCAGAAGCCUGGAGGAGUGCGGGCGCAUCAGCGUCUCAGCCCCCAUCGUCCACCUGGGAGAUGCCAUCACGGCCUCCUGCAUCAUCAACAGGACCUGCAGCCACCUGGAUCCAGAGUCACAGAUUGUGUGGAAACUGGGGACAGAGCUUCAGCCCGGGGGGAGGCAGCAGCGCUUGCCAGAUGGGACCCAGGAAUCCACCAUCACCUUGCCCCACCUCAACGACUCUCGGGCCCUUCUCUCCUGCUGUCUGCGCUGGGGCAACAGCCUGCAGAUCCUGGACCAGGUUGAGCUGCAGGCAGGCUACCCUCCCGCCACACCCCACAACCUGUCCUGCCUCAUGAACCUCACCAUCAAGAGCCUCAUCUGCCAGUGGGAGCCAGGACCUGACACCCACCUGUCUACCAACUUCACCCUAAAGAGCUUCAAGAGCCGGGGCAACUGCCAGGACCAGGAGGAAGCCAUCCCCGACUGCGUGCCUGAGGACGGGCAGAGCCGCUGCUCCAUCCCACGCAAACACCUGCGGCUCUACCAGAGUAUGGGCCUCUGGGUGCAGGCAGAGAACGUGCUGGGGACCAGCGUCUCCCCGCAGCUGUGUCUGGAUCCCAUGGACGUUGUAAAACUGGAGCCCCCCACCCUGUGGGCCCUGGACCCCAGCCCUGAGGUGGCCCCACCCCAGCCAGGCUGCCUACAGUUGCACUGGGAGUCGUGGAAGCCAACCCAGUACAUAGACCAGAAGUGUGAGCUGCGCCACCAGCCACAGCGUGGAGGAGCCAGCUGGACCCUGGUGGGCCCCCUGCCCUCCAAGACCCUUCAGCAUGAGCUCUGCGGGCUCCUCCCAUCCACAGCCUACACCCUGCAGAUGCGCUGCACCCGCUGGCCCCUGCCUGGCCACUGGAGCGACUGGAGCCCCAGCCUGGAGCUGACCAGCACGCAACAGGCCCCCAAUGUCAGACUGGACACGUGGUGGCGGCAGAGGCAGCUGGACCGCAGGACACUGGACAUGCAGCUAUUCUGGAAGCCAAUGCCCGUGGAGGAAGACAGCGGGCAGAUCCAAGGGUACCUGGUCUCCUGGAGACCCUCGGGCCAGGCUGGAGCAGCCCCACCCCUCUGCAACACCACCGAGCUAAACUGCACCUUCCACUUGCCUUCGGAAGUCCGGGAGGUGGUCCUUGUGGCCUACAACACCGCCGGGACCUCCCACCCCACCCCCGUGGUCUUCUUGGAGAGCACAGGCCCACCGCUGGGCAGACUCCAUACCAUGGCCCGAGACCCUCACAGCCUCUGGGUGGGCUGGGAACCCCCCAGCCCUCGGCCUCGGGGCUAUGUGAUUGAAUGGGGCCCGGGUCCCCCCAGCCCCAGCGGCAGCCAUAUGACUUGGAAAAUGGAGCAUAAUGGAAGCAUUGCAGGGACCCUGCUACAAGAGAACAUCAGGCCCUUCCAGCUCUACGAGAUCACUGUGACCGCCCUGUACCAAGACACCGUGGGACCCUCCCAGCGCAUCUACGCCUACUCCCAAGAGACGGCCCCCUCCUACACCCCAGAGCUGCAUCUGAAGCACAUUGGCAAGACCUGGGCCCAGCUGGAGUGGGUGCCCCCAACCCUCGAGCUGGGGAGGAGCCCUCUUACCCACUACACCAUCUUCUGGACCAAUGCUCAGGGCCAGUCCUUCUCCACCAUCCUGAAUGCUUCCUCCCAUGAGUUUGUCCUCCCCGGCCUGGAGCCUGCCAGCUUGUACCACGUCCACCUCAUGGCUGCCAGCCAGGUGGGGGCCACCAACAGUACAAGCCUCACCCUGAUGACCUUAGCCCCAGGGGAGUUCGAGCUGCACAUCUUCCUGGGCCUAUUCGGCCUCCUGCUCUCGAUUAUCUGCCUCUGUGCAGCUACCCGGUUCUGCUGCAGACCCAGCAGGAAGAAUUCCCUUUGGCCAAGUGUCCCAGACCCAGCCCACAGCAGCCUGGGCUCCUGGGUGCCUAGCAUCCCUGCGGAGGAGAUCUUCCAGCUGCCCAGCCUUUGGGACACCAGCAUGCCACCCAUCACCAAGAUCACGGUGCUGGAGGAGGAAGAGAAGAAGCCUGGGCCCUGGGAGUCCCAUGAGAGCUCAGGAACCUGUGGCCUUCCCGCCCUGGUCCAGGCCUAUGUGCUCCAGGGGGACCCAAGGGCAUCUACUAUCCAGCCCCAGUCCCAGUCAGGCAACAGUGACCAGGUCCUUUACGGGCAAGUGAUGGGCAGCCCCUCCCGCUCAGGACCAGCGGACUACAUCCGCUGCGACUCCACUCAGCCCCUCUUGGGGGGCCUCACCCCGAGCCCCAAGUCCUAUGAGAACCUCUGGUUCCAGACCAGCCCACAAAGGACCCCAGAGCCUCUAGUCCCCAACCAGGAGGAUGACUGCGUCUUUGGGCCACUGCUUGACUUCCCCCUCCUGCAGGGGCUCCAGGUCCAUGGGGUAGAAGGGCUGGGGGGCUUCUAGGGCUUCCUGGGAUGCCCCCGCUGGGUCUGCCUCUUGAAAGGCUGGGGCCAUCAGAGAGGAGGCGAGGGUCAGAAGGCCCGUCACUAAAAAACCACCCUGCCCCAGGAAAGGCAGGAAGGCUCCCGGUUUCCCGCUGUCUGAGGCCCCCAGCACCCCUCCCCAUGUGCCCAGUACCCAUGGGCUGGGCCUCCCACCGCAAAGGUCAGGAACGGCUUCCCCCAGCCUGUCCACUACAGUGCCUUCUGUGCUUAUUUCCUAUCAUUUCCGUCUCUUAAACUGGUCUAUGGUUCUGUUUGACUUGGUUUUAUUUUAAGAAACUCUUCUGUGUGCCUGA
This is a messenger RNA of Myotis brandtii (Brandt's bat), 4493 nucleotides long. It is a transcript of the gene CSF3R, whose product is annotated as colony stimulating factor 3 receptor (granulocyte). NCBI's taxonomy places the organism in Eukaryota, Metazoa, Chordata, Mammalia, Chiroptera, Vespertilionidae. The transcript has 16 exons. Gene Ontology annotation, biological process: immunoglobulin mediated immune response; cytokine-mediated signaling pathway. Bases 1631 to 4159 code for a protein of 842 amino acids. The record is from RefSeq and is a predicted model, not a curated record. Gene Ontology annotation, cellular component: membrane; external side of plasma membrane. Gene Ontology annotation, molecular function: cytokine receptor activity; protein binding.